AUGGAGACCGCAGAGGAUACCAGUAAUGUGACUAGUGCUACUUCUACUUCUACUGCCGAUAGUAUGGAGCAAACGGCGGGAAGAGAACCGGAAACCAUUGCGGAAUCCCUCUCCGUCAUGUUCAACAAUAACGAACUCUCAGACGUCUGCUUCAAAUUCCCCAACGAGACAGUGGAAGAAAAGUGUGUAUUGAAGGCACACAAGCUGAUCCUUGCUAUCCGAAGCCCGGUAUUCAAAGCCAUGUUUUACGGAACCUUGCAAGAAACUGGUCAAGAUGUCAACAUUGAAGAUAUCUCUUACGAGAUUUUCCAGUCUUUACUAAGAUUUAUCUACACAGACAGAAUAAAACUGGAGGGUGACACUGUCAUCCCGACUCUACACGCUGCCCAAAAAUACCAGAUACCCUCCCUGGUCAACCAAUGCCAGUCGUUCCUUGAGGCAGCAGUUGACAGCGACAACGCCUGUGUUAUAUUUAGUCAAGCCAGUUUAUUCGGUCUCAGGGAACUGGAAACCAAUGUGCUCAGAUUUAUCGAGUUUAACACUACAGAGUGCUUGCAGUCCGACGGAUUCCUAUCACUGAGCAAGGAUAAUUUGCGGGAAGUUCUCAAGAACGGAAAAUUCUGCACCUCGGAGGAAAAUCUCGUGAAAGCAGCUCUUCGAUGGGCGGAAGAGGAAUGCAAUAGAAGAGAGUUAGAGAUUACUGGCGAAAACAUCAGAAAGUCUCUCGGAGAGAAUUUGUAUUUGUUACGAGUUCCGUUACUCUCCCUGGAUACCUUUUCGCACCUGCUUGUUGCAACGCAAAUCUUGGAUGACGUCGAGCAGUUAGAUUUAUACAAGUAUUUUACCCUGGACAAAUUUGAGGGAGGAGCCCAAAAAUUUCAGAGAGACGCUAGAUUUGAGAACGCCCCAACGGAAGUUAAAGUACAGACACUGUACGGGUCUUUGGGCCAAAGAACGGCGGGACUAGUGUGCAAGCAGAAGAUUUCGGUUCGUUCAAGGUUUCCAGUCAAACUGUGUCAAAUCAAAUUGUUGCCAUUUCCAAGCAAGUCCCUCGAUGCUAACUUCUAUCAAUAUCACAUGCACAAUUCUCAUAAACAUGAGCAGGGGCCAGAUAUCAAAAUUAUCGUUUUGGAGCAAGUGGAAGGCGAGGAGAAAACUCAAACAAUAUACGAAGGACUGAGAACAUCCACCAACCUCGCGCCCGUGCCUCUGGACUUUAUCUUCACAUCUGAAGGCGACCCUUCCCAUAAGGUCCAGCUCGUGGUGUGCGUCAGUUCUAAAUGCAGAACGUGCGGUGUAGCCACAGCGCCAUUCUAUCAAACCAUCUGUAAAGAGGCUGGCCUCACCAAAUUCAUCCCUAAGCGAGUGGUAGUGUCCAAUGAAGCUGUAGACAUGAUUCUCCAAGGUCACAACCUAAUCGAAACAAUGACCUUCAUGAAAGUAUGACGCGUCUGCGUUUUGGUGUCAAAUUCUGCAUAAAAUUUUUAUCGUAGUAUAUAAAAUUUAACAUCAUACACUAUACUAACAGUUAAAAUGAUACUAACAAGUAUGAUUUAUCAAACACAAAUUCUAAUUUUAGCCAUUGUGACUCUACUGUGCGCGUUGCUAAUACUAACCAGUACAACAUGGUUGUUUCAGCAAUUCAAUGAAGUUUUCUUCGCAUAAUUCAAAUUUAUUUUUUAUUUACAUAGCUAUAUAUUUCUUAAAUAUCGAACGCUUCAAAUGUGAUACAUUUUCGUUGAAUUUGUCUCGAAACCGGUUAUUCUUGGUAUUGUAAGUAUUG
This is a messenger RNA of Magallana angulata, 1783 nucleotides long. RefSeq names its product BTB/POZ domain-containing protein 6-B-like. Bases 1 to 1446 code for a protein of 481 amino acids. Gene Ontology annotation, biological process: neurogenesis. Gene Ontology annotation, cellular component: cytosol. Gene Ontology annotation, molecular function: protein binding. The record is from RefSeq and is a predicted model, not a curated record. The transcript has 2 exons. Lineage: Eukaryota; Metazoa; Mollusca; Bivalvia; Ostreida; Ostreidae.